Papaver somniferum (opium poppy) is the source of this 1985-nucleotide messenger RNA. RefSeq lists its product as uncharacterized. The coding region runs from base 843 to 1760 and encodes 305 amino acids. The transcript is spliced from 3 exons. The record is from RefSeq and is a predicted model, not a curated record. Lineage: Eukaryota; Viridiplantae; Streptophyta; Magnoliopsida; Ranunculales; Papaveraceae.
AUAAAAAAAUUCCAAAAUUUCUCCCCCAUCAAAGGCAACAAAAAAAUAUUGUUAACGAUCUUCAUUUUGGUUUCAAACCCUGAUAAAGGUGCAUGUCGGAUUCCUCAACUUCACUCUCACCAUCAGAGAUCACUCUCCGUUUGCAUAACGAAAUUGGAGUCAUCCUGAAUUGGGUUUCCAGAAUUGAAUAAGCUCAGGUAUUUCAUUCUAAUCACUCUUAGGGUUUUGAGCAAUAAGAAUUUGGGGUUUAUUAUUAGGAUUUAGGUUAUUUCUCUUGAAAGCAAAAUUGGGGUUUGUUUUGAUUAACAAUGAAACGGAAAACGAAUCCACUACAUCGUAAAGAAGAAGAAGAAGUAGAUAGGAUCAGCAAUUUAUCUGAUCAUAUUAUUCAUCACAUUCUCUCUUUCAUUGAUAUGAGAUUUGCAGUUCAAACAUGUGUUUUAUCGAAAAGAUGGGUAAAUGUUUGGAAGUCACUCCCUUCCAUAACAUCAAAUUGGAUUUCAUUUUCAACAGAGGAAGACAGAAAAUCUGAGAUUUGUACUCCUGAGGCAAGCGUUAAUUUUGCAUAUUUUGUGGACAGUGUAUUUGAAUUUCGUGAUAAGUCAGAUAUACAAAUAGUUAAUUUGGUAUUUGUUAUAUGGGAUGCUCUGUGUGUAGAAGCUCUUACGACAUGGAUCCCUGUGGUGAUUCAGAUUAUGAGAAUGCUUAUCAUUACUCAAAACACUAUGAGAUUCCAUAAGUAUCUCGGUGGCGGACAUCCCUUAUAAUUGGUAUACGCGUAGUAUUUUACCCGAGUCGAUGAGUUUACUCAACUCCGAAAACUGACGCUGAAAGGAAUUUCAAUGCUUAAUUCAGAGCUACAAAGGCUUUUCUCAAGUUGCCCACUUAUGGAAACAGUAAUUAUACAAGACUGGGAUAUACAGAGGAACGAGAAUAGGAAGACCAACAAACGAAGGAAUAUCAUUAUUAGUUCACAAUGCCUUCAAUUUUUUGAACUAAUAGACAGGUAUCAUGAACGUCUUGGUUCGGCAGUUAAUUGUUUGAAUUGCAGUACCAAGAUUUCUGCUCCAUAUGUGAAGUACUUCAAGUGCACAGGAUUCCUUAGGGAAGAUUUUUCCUUAGAAAAUCUUUCUUCUCUAGUCAGUGCUCAUCUUGAAAUGAGAUGGAGAGACAAAAGAGAAGCAGAUGAGACUGCGGAAACAUAUUCCGACCUGCUUGCUGAGGAAAAAGAACUGUUUUCCAAGCGUAUGAUGAGAUAUCUAGGAGCAGUUCAUAAUGUGCAUCACCUGACACUCUUAUCUGGGUUCCUUGAGGUUCUAUUACAAGCUCCUGGCACAUCAAACCGUUAUUCUCCUCAGCUUUGUAAUCUAGAAACUCUGAAGCUGGAAAUGAUGUUUACAAGAGGCUCUGUGCGUUCAAUUGCAUACUCGCUCAAAAUCUCUCCUAUUAUAAGGAAUCUUAUCUUCAUGUCAAAGGAGUCGAAUUUAGCUGAUGUUGGAGAUGAUUGGGAAGCGGAAUACUCAUCAACGGGCAUGUUUCCUCACCUCAAGUCUGUCGAGAUUAGAGAGGUGGAAGGGUCUGAUAAUGAACUCAAGUUUCUGAUAUUUUUGUUGAAGAAGUCGACGGUUUUGGAGAAAGUGAUUCUGUUCUUUCGGUCUACCACUGCCUCACUUGAUAGAGGGAGACAAGUAAGGCAAUUUAAGAGGAGUGUAAGUGAACUUCCAACAGCUUCUUCAAGUAUCCAGAUGCACUUCGUCUGACCUUUGAAGAUGGCAUUGUGAGCUUACUAGAAAGAUACACAUGAAGCGAUUUAAUAAGAAGCAAAAACCACUUCCAAUGGCUUAUCAGGUAUCACAUUUAAGUUCUUUAAUCCUUGGUAGUAGAUGUCAGUAAUUGCCAGAUUACUGGAACUUGUAUAGCUUCUAAAUAUUUGAAACUUUUGGUACUUUUUGGAUUCCUUGAAAUUCAUGGAUAAUGUUUUUCGA